Messenger RNA from Gracilinanus agilis (Agile Gracile Mouse Opossum), 1350 nucleotides. RefSeq names its product proline-rich protein 11-like. The record is from RefSeq and is a predicted model, not a curated record. Gene Ontology annotation, cellular component: cytoplasm; nucleus. NCBI's taxonomy places the organism in Eukaryota, Metazoa, Chordata, Mammalia, Didelphimorphia, Didelphidae.
AUGCAAGGGGUUUCCUGUUUUGGACAUGAUGAAGUCUUCAACGUAAAGCCUGGCUUUAAGUAUUGGGGAACCCGGCUUGAGGUGCUCUCUGGCUACAUAGACAAGAUGGGGAAGAUACAGACUGAUGCUGCAGCCCGAGAAGACAUUACCCGGACUCUGUUUACUUCCUGGGGCUCUUAUACUAAAAAAAUGACCAAGCACAAAUAUCAGAGAAGAAGGAAGUUGAGAGCCAGAAUGUUAUUCAAAAAGAGAAAAGUUUGUCCCCCUGAUCCCAUUCCACCUCUUUCUCCUCCUUCCUCUCCUUCAUCAUCUCCAACUCUAUCUCCACCUGAAAGGAUGAUAGAUGCCCCUCCUACAAAUAGAGGUUGUGGCCAAAUUUGGCCAACAUUAGCCUGGAGUGUCACAUUUUCCAGUGUGAAGAAUCCAGUGAAAUUCUUGGCAAAGAAGGUGUGGUCUUUCUAUUACUGUUGCCAGAGCAGUAUUACACAGAAUUUAGGGAUUUGGAAAGAUUGCCUGUUUCCAUCCCGUAUCUACUUCCGGGAACUUGGCCUGCUCAAACAGCAGGUUUACAAGCUGGAAAAUGAAUUUUACAAGCUCCAGGAAGCACUGAAGACCUCUCAGACGCUUGCCUCAGAGCAUUCCGUGUGCCAGGACGGGCACAAAACAUGUCACUUGGGGGCUCAACUUCUGGAGGAGCUUGCCCAAACUCAAACCACUAUUCGAGAAUCAGUACCCAUACUCCUGCCAGCGAAACAGCAGCCUUCAGUUCUCCCUCUUCCUCUUCCUCCUUCUCUUCCCCCUCCUCCACCUCCACCACCACCACCACCACCACCACCACCACCACCACCUCUGCCUCUUCCACUAUGCUCAGCACCUUUGUUGCUCAAAAAAGUUGAUCACAUCGAAACUCUUCAGGCUGCACCAUUAAAACAAGAUGUGCCCAUGCAGAUAAUAACUGUUAAAGACCUGCUCAAUGUGAAGUUAAAGAAGACACAGAGUUCUAAUAUUAGGAAUAAGACCUUGUCAUUGAUGAAGGAACGAAAGCCACUGGUUACAGUCUCCGAUCUUCAGAGUAUCGCCCUGAAACCUCAAUCUAAAUUUCCAUCCGCUCACAUUGCAAAUAUGAUCAUCACUCCCAGCAAAGGAUGAGUGGAUCUAAGAAGACUUCUUAAGAAAGUCGACAUAGACAGGAGUCCAGGAGGAACCCCUCUUAUCAAUAAAGAAAACAUGGAAACUGGAACAGGGUUGACCCCAAUAAUGACCAAGACCUUACGGGGAAAGUUUCAGCUCGCUCACCCGAAAAGCCCAUCCCAAGCUCCAUUACUUUCCACAAGCAGCUUUGAUGAGUAA